Messenger RNA from Cladocopium goreaui, 1479 nucleotides. Lineage: Eukaryota; Dinophyceae; Suessiales; Symbiodiniaceae. The record is from the annotation of a GenBank genome assembly.
AUGGCAGUCUUUCGACGAGGCUAUGCAGCUGAGCCGGUGCUGUCCCAGCUGUCCCGAGUGGUCUCAGCACAGGGCACUGGUGCCUUGGAGCAGCUCCAUGCCUCUCACCCCGACGCCGCAGAGCAGCGCCGGGACUUGCUGAGACGCCUGGGGGCGGAAGCGGAGAAGGACGACAGCAAGAAACCGGAAGCCAUCAGAGAAGCGCUGGAUGCGUUGGAAGAUGAGCAUUCCCUGGUUCGCCUUGCAGGUAUCCACGCCUUGGCCCGUGUGGCCUCCAUGGGAUCCUGGCAAGGUGUGGCAGCGAUGGCCACUGAUCCUGAUGAGUUGGUGCGGGUGGCUGCGGUGCGAGCGAUGGGACGCAUGGCGGAACCAGGUGAUGCAGAAGCUUUGGAAUUUCUAGAGAAAGCUGAGAAAGAAGCGAAGGAUCGUUCCGUGCGCGGUGCAGCGCGCGACGCGGCCGCACGGCUGCGGGGGCACUUUGGCGCGCUGCCGGGGGGUGGCCAAGCAACAUCAGGAUCUGUGGGGGGUCAUUCCUUGCACCACUUGGGCUUCGUUGGCCACCAGGGCCACCGGCGCGGCGUAGCAGCACUGCUGCUGCUGGCGCUGGGGGUUGCGCCGGGAUUUUUGCUGCCAGAGGUGCCACAGGGUGCAUUGCCUCGCCGAAGUCUGGGACUGGCUGCGGCGUUGCCGGGCCUGCUGGGUACCUUGCAAGCGCCGCAAAUUGCGCGUGCGGAGCAGGGCUGGCAACUGAAACUUCCCAGGACCUGGAGAACCUUCGAGCAAAACGCCCAGCCGCCGCCAGAGGUGAAGAAAGCCACCGCGCUGGUGGUGGCCGGCAACCCGGAACAAGGCGGAGAGCUGGUGGUACUGCGGGUGCCAUUGUCCUUGGAUCCCAAUGACCCAAAUGCCAAGAGCAACAAGGAUUUGGUGAGCUAUUUCACCUCUGGCUUGGACAAGCAGCCCUCGGUGCCAACUGCCAAAGCCGCCGAGGUGGUCACCUCCUCUCAAAAGACAGCGCCGGGCUUGAUCAAGUGGAACUUCUUGGAACAGCCGGCUGAGAAGGUGAUUUAUGGUCGGCGAUAUUUGAAGUAUGACUACGAGGCGAGCAUUUGUCCUGGCGUUGUGACGAAGGGUAGCAAGGGCGAUACCUGUAUGGCAAUUGAGGACACCUCUGAGUUGCCUUUGUACGAGCGUCGCCAUCGUAUCCUGCUGACCGUCACUGAUGAGGGCGCCACAGCACGGGGCGAGAAGGAUCCGACUUACUACAUUUGGUUGUUGGACAUCAGCGGCCCUGCACAAGAAGCCCGAGAUAACUGGGGCGUCCUUAAGGAGGCAGUGACCGAGGUGGCUGACUCCUUUGUGAUUUCCGAAGAUGAGAAGACCUUGGAAAAAGCUCGAACUGCAGAGAUCACCCCAGAGCAGCUGAAAGCCCUGGAGCAACUGAAGAAAGAAGGGGCAUUGCCUGAGGAGAAGUUCUGA